AUGCAGUUUAAUUAAUUGAUGAAGACAAUGGAGGAAGAAGAGAUUAGUGAAUUGUGCAAAUAUUCAUACCAUCUUGAUUUGGAUACUGGGAUAGAAAAGAACUAUGUUGAGCUGAAGAAGAGGCAAUUAUAUGGCGGCAGACGCCAUGAUUCAUCUAAGGAAGAGAUUGAUCAUGCUCAUGAGGAUCAUCUGGUUAGAGAAAUUGCUCUUCUGGAGCUGGAUAUUAUGUGUUUGGAGAAGUAUCUUCUUUCAAUGUAUCGGAAAACAUUCGCCAAGCGAUUAGAAUCACUGUCCAUGAAGGAUGAUAGAACAAAAACUAAUUCAAUUCCCAAUGAAAAGAAGUUUGCACAAGUGAAGGAGACUCCAAGGACUAAUAUUAUCACUAGUCCUAUUUUGCCUACUUUGAGUAAUGCAGUCAAAGAAUGUGAUGAUGACAAACAAAAACUAGUUGUUGACUCAACCAUUUUGAGAUGCCAUUCUUCCCUAUCACAUGCUGCUUGUUCCUUCAGAGCUUCACCUUCAGUUGCAGUUCUUGCUGAUGCUGUAGACUCAUACCAUUCUAUGCCUUUAUCAAUGCUGGAGCAUGCUCAACCAUCAACUUCAAACAGGAGUCUCACGGAGCAUCAUGUUACUAGUUGUUCUAAUAAUCUUUACGAUUACUCGCCAAGCCGGUUGUCUGAGGAAAUGAUCAAGUGCAUUUCAGCCAUAUAUUGUCAGCUUGCUGAUCCACCUUUAUUCAGUCGUGAUUUAAGUUCGUCUCCCAUCUCAGUAUCAUCAUCAACACUUGAAUCUUUUCCUCAAGCACAGAGUGAUAUGAAGGGACAUCAAUGCAUAGAAAAUUCACCUUCCAAUUUGUUGAGCAAUCCUUUCCACUUUGAAGACUCAAAGGGAUUUAGCGGAUUCAUUGUUAGAAUGGUUGAGGUGCUACGACUGUGUCGAGAUAGUCAGAGCUUAGAUGGUGUUGAACAAAUGCUGAAACAAUUUAGGUACCUAGUCUCAAAAUUGGAAGAAGUCGCCCCCAAGGAAAUGAGACAUGAAGAGAAACUAGCCUUUUGGAUUAAUGUCCACAAUGCAUUAGUAAUGCAUGCAUUUUUGGUUCAUGGGAUUCCAAGAAGUAAUCUCAAGAGAGCAUCUUUACUUCUUAAGUCAGCUUACAACAUUGGAGGGAAUACAGUAAGUGUGGACAUGAUUCAGAAUUCUAUACUACAAUGCCAGUUGCCUCGUCCUGGUCAGUGGCUUCAGUCAUUUUUCUUUACGAAACAAAGAUUUAAGGCUGGCGAUGCAAGAAGAGGAUAUGCAAUUGAGCAUCCAGAUCCUCGCCUACGCUUUGCUCUUUGCUCAGGAAAUCAUUCUGAUCCUGUGCUUCGUUUGUACACAUCGAAGAGAGUAUUCGAAGAACUAGAAGUGGCUAAAGAUGAUUACAUUCAGGCAAACAUAAGGGUACACAAAGAACAAAAACUAGUCCUUCCAAAGAAUGUGGAAUCUUAUGUUAAAGAAGUGAAUGUGAGUCCUUCUGGUUUGUUCGAAACGAUAGAGUUAGCAUUACCUUCUUAUUUGAGGAAGAAAUUUCAGCAGCCCAAGCAACAAAAUUUGUGGAAGAAAAUUGAUUGGAUUCCUCACAACUUCAGUUUCAGAUACCUUAUUUCAAGUGAAUUGGUUGAAUGAUCAGUUUCAAAGUUUUGAAUGUCAGAUGAAUCACAAUCAAAGGGGUUGUUCAGAUUGAAAAGUGGUUCAAUUUUGUGAAAAUAUUUGAACUUGUUGUUUAACAAAAAUGCUAUAGUUGUGAUUCAACUGUCAUUCCUAAUGACUAAUGAGUGUAUCCUCAUUUUCAUAAGUUAGUUUGUAACAAUUUGGAUGGUCCAAACCUCAUUUAUUCUCUUGUUUUUCUAUUUUUCUUUGUUGUUGAGAGUUUUUCAUUGGUUAUUGUAGCUCUAAGCAGAAGAAUUGUAUGCAAAAGCCUAAAGGCAGUUAGACACUAUAAACAAGUGGUGUUGUAAAUUAUAAAGGAGUGAAUA
This is a messenger RNA of Solanum stenotomum, 2015 nucleotides long. RefSeq lists its product as uncharacterized. The transcript has 9 exons. Lineage: Eukaryota; Viridiplantae; Streptophyta; Magnoliopsida; Solanales; Solanaceae. The record is from RefSeq and is a predicted model, not a curated record.